Molecule: messenger RNA, 1251 nt
Organism: Teleopsis dalmanni
Lineage: Eukaryota; Metazoa; Arthropoda; Insecta; Diptera; Diopsidae
Product: pyridoxal kinase-like
Exons: 5
Coding region: 209-1123 (304 amino acids)
Biological process (GO): pyridoxal 5'-phosphate salvage
Cellular component (GO): cytosol
Molecular function (GO): pyridoxal kinase activity
Source: RefSeq, a predicted model, not a curated record
GUUCUUUAUGCCAUCUAUUCUUUAAUUUAUUUUCAAAUUAAUGAUAAAAGACAAUAAAUGAAGUAAUCAACAAGUAAAUAAAUGCACAGUGCUGCUCUUAUCUCAUUGCUUGUUUUCCAUUAGUGAUCUCUAAACGCUUAAAGUGUACACUUUGGUAUAUUAUACCAGAAUUUGUUUACUAUUUCUAAUAUAAAAACAAAAAUUGAAUAUGAAUUCACAGGCUAUAAAUCGGCGAGUGCUAUCUAUACAAAGCCAUGUAGUUUUCGGUUAUGUGGGCAACAAGAGUGCUACAUUCCCAUUACAGGUACUUGGUUUCGAAGUAGAUGCCAUAAAUUCUGUACAAUUCUCAAAUCACACGGGCUAUGACGUCUUUAAAGGUCAAGUGUUGCAGGAAAAAGAGUUGGCGGAUUUAUUUGAAGGUUUGGAAAAAAACAAUCUCCUUGAUAAUUACUCACAUUUAUUGACCGGUUACAUUGGAAAUGCAUCAUUUCUACGACAAGUGGCACAAAUAUUAAAAAAAUUACGUCAGGCCAAUGCUAAUUUGAUAUAUGUGUGUGAUCCAGUAAUGGGUGACGAUGGUACUAUGUAUGUACCUAAGGAGCUGUUGCCGAUUUAUCGUGACGAAAUUAUACCACUUGCUGAUAUAAUCACACCGAAUCAAUAUGAAGUAGAAUUGCUGACAGAACGGAAAAUAAAUACUGAAGCAGAUAUUUGGGCGGCGGUGGAAUGGUUUCAUGAACGUAAUAUUGAUACUGUGGCUAUUUCAAGCAGUGACUUAGGCAAACCUGGAGAAUUACGUGCAUUUAUUAGUAAAAAAAAUGGGCCACGAUUUGCUAUUAAUAUACCACGACAAGGGGUUAAUAUAUCAUUUACUGGUACUGGUGAUCUGUUUGCUUCGUUAUUCUUGGCACAUAGUUAUGAGACAACGGACUUAGGAAUAGCUUUAGAGAAAACCAUUGCAUCUUUGCAAGCUGUUAUUAAACGUACUUUGGAAAUGAUGCCGACUAAUAUGCGGGAGGGUAAAUGUAAGGUUACCUCAAAAGAGAGAGAACUUAAGCUAAUACAAAGCAAAGAUGUUAUUGAAAAUCCUUCAGUGGUGCUAAAAGCUGAACAAAUUCUUUAAAUUCUAUUAUUUGUUAUUGUUAUAAAUGUUAUGAGAUUUUUUUUAUAGAAAUAUUUACUAUUUUAUAAUCAAUGGGAUUUUUGUGUAAUGACCAUAAUGUAUUAUACUUAUACAUAUACUCAUAUAUA